UUGCUUCUUGAAUCACGACGACUUCUCCAAAGAGAAAACAGGGGAAAUCAAAGGCGCUUCUGGGUGAGACCAAUAUUCACGGCAAGGAAAACAUACGGAUGCUAUCAUACUCUUGUUCAAGAACUCCGCCUUGGGGAUCGAGAAUGGUACUUCAAAUUUAUAAGAAUGUCUCCUGAGCGGUUUGAACACUUACUUAGCCUGGUUGCUCCACGUAUAUCCAAACAGAAAACGAAGCUUCGAGAGCCUAUUGGACCGGCAGAGCGCCUUUGUAUUACUCUACGAUACCUUGCUUCGGGAGAUUCUCAGCAAACACAGUCGUUUCAUUUUCGCGUUGGCAAGGCAACCGUAUCGAAAAUAAUUGCAGAAACUUGCAAUGCAAUAUGGCUUUGCUUAAAGGAGGAUUAUCUUAAGCCUCCUCGAACAAGAGAACAGUGGAAAAGAAUCGCCACUGAGUUUGAACAGCUGUGGGGAUUCCCGCACUGCCUGGGAGCAGGCGAUGGCAAGCAUGUGGUUAUUGAUUGCCCUAAGAAAGGCGGAUCCACUUACUUUAACUACAAAGGGACCUUCAGUAUUAUACUCUAAGCCUACUGUGAUGCCAGGUACCAAUUUACCUUAGUGGAUAUCGGCCAAUUUGGUAGUCAAAACGAUUCUGGUACCUACAAUGAUUCUCUUAUCAGUUCAGCCCUUGAAAACAAUACCCUAAAUCUACCACCUGCUGAAGAUCUUGAUGGAUGUACUCUUAAACCUCUGCCAUAUGUUUUUGUUGUCGAUGAAGGUUUGCCGCUAACGUCUUUCCAAAUGCGGCCUUGGCCAGGAAGAAAUCUUUCAGAGGACCACGCAAUAUUUAAUUAUCGUCUAUCAAGAGCAAGGCGUAUAAUAGAAAACUGUUUUGGUAUUCUAGCAGCAAGGUGGAGAGUUUUUCGCCGCCCAAUUCGCGCGAGCGUUUAUCUGGUUCAGAAGAUAAUAGAAGCCGCUGUUUGUCUUCACAACUACCUCCGCCUCACAGAUAACGCCAUGUACUGCCCACAGGGAUUUGUUGACUGUGAAGACAGUAGCGAACGCCUUCAGCAAGGGGAAUGGAGA
This is a messenger RNA of Porites evermanni, 1083 nucleotides long. Lineage: Eukaryota; Metazoa; Cnidaria; Anthozoa; Scleractinia; Poritidae. The record is from the annotation of a GenBank genome assembly.